Coccidioides immitis RS is the source of this 2747-nucleotide messenger RNA. RefSeq names its product LMBR1 domain-containing protein. Gene Ontology annotation, cellular component: vacuolar membrane. Lineage: Eukaryota; Fungi; Ascomycota; Eurotiomycetes; Onygenales; Onygenaceae. Gene Ontology annotation, biological process: protein localization to vacuole. The transcript has 3 exons. The record is from RefSeq and is a predicted model, not a curated record. Bases 1 to 1755 code for a protein of 584 amino acids.
AUGGCACUCCUCCACUCCACUCUGAUUUGGAUUGUAUAUGCAAUCGUUGUCGGCAUUCUUAGUAUCGUUGCGUCAACUUUUGUUUACAUUUAUCAGACUCCUCGCGAUCGCUCGGCGGCUGUUACCACUGUUUGCAUAUUUACACUUACAGCUUUGUUGGCGACUGUGCUUCUACUACCUGUGGAUGUUGCCUUGGUGUCUUCAACGACAUCGGAGUUCGGUCGAAGAAAAGACUGGGCGACAGAUCAUGAGGUUGAGAAAAUCACAUACUCAUUAACCGUGGUAUACUACUUCCUAUAUUCGCUCGACGCGGUUCUUUGCCUCCUGAUAGUACCAUUCACAUAUUUUUGGUAUGAAGAAUAUGAUGAGGUGGCAUACGAGGAUGAUGGACGAUUCACUAGAAAGCCAUUCUGGGGUGCCUUCAAAUAUACCCUCGUAUUUAUUUUGUUGACGAUAAUCUUGUUCUUGGUUGGCUUUUUUGUGCCGGUGGCGAAGGAUCGAAAAGGUGCCCAUUUUGAUUUAGACUACUUCAAGAGGCUUCUAACAGAGAACCAUGGCGAGAGGGCUCUGACAUUUGCUCUGGGCCUUCUGAUAGUAAUGGGCAUCAUUGUUUAUGUUAUCUAUUCAUCUACAGGACUCGCCUUCUUUCCGAUAUCGUUCAUCAAGUCUUCCCCGUCGAUCUCUAGUCCUAUGCUCAGCGCCAACAUCGAAUCCAGAUUAGAGGAAAACAUUGAGCGCCAGCGCCAGCUUGAGGGUCGCUGUGGUGGAAACCCGGACCAUCUGUCCUCUAAAGACCGGAGGGAGCUUGAUUCCUUAGUUCGAGAAGAACGAACAUUGCGCCGCCGCAAACGCCUUGCGGAGGCUUCUCGUGGACAAGGGAGAAAUUUCGUCAUUAAGGUCUGGUACAAGCUUGGUGCGGUAUUCCGACCAAUAAAGCUCCUCGGAGGACUUCUUCUCUUAGCGAUCUCCGUCAUGAUCUGGAUUUCGAUGCUCCUUACCUGCAUCGAUAAAGCGAAAAAUUCCGUUUGCAAACAAAAGUGCGGCUACAUUCUAGGAAAAAUCAAUAUUAUUAAUCCAGUUAACUGGGUGCUGGUGGAAGCUGCGAGUGUCUUCCCUGCGGAUUAUGUUAUAUUUAUUGUCCUGGUCCUCCAUUUAUUUACCAGCUCUGUUGUUGGCAUUGCAACAAUCGGAAUCCGAUUCUUGUGGAUCAGGCUUCUUCAAAUUAGAAAAGGCCACACAUCACCCCAGGCGCUUCUUCUCGCAACAGUGAUGCUCACGCUUAUCACGCUUGCUCUCAACUACUCGAUCUCUAUGAUUGUCGUUCCACAAUACGCAACGUACGGCCCACAGACGUUUUGUGAUUACCCAUCCAUUCCUGCCUCGGCACCUUUGGACUGCUCAAAACAUAAGGAGUACCUAAAGCCGUGCUCUGAACUCGCGAACAAUCCCGCGGCCAAAGCUGUCUGCACUCCAAGUGUCGCUAGCACGUUCCUCAAUCGAAUCACUCUCAACUUUCCUUUCUUUGGGAUUGUCGAUUUCUGGGCUCAGUUUGUUUUUCUAGGAUUCUCCCUCAUCGUUCUUUUGAUUUCGCUAUUCCGUACACCUAGGUUUGAUGAGCAGCAAAUGGAUGAAGACGCAGAGGAAGCCGAGGAAGAAGGUCUCCUUGCUGCUAGCGGAAGUCGAUUUAAUGCUGCCUGGCAGGACACCACUGGGCGAACACGCGAUCAACGGGUGAGAUUUCGUGAUGACGAAUGAAAUGUAUCUUGGUGUGGAGUUGCAUUUUGCACUCGCAAGAUAUUCGCGUCAGCCUGGUUUGCUUUAUGGGGUCUUAAUUCGGAAGACGGAGCAUGUGCAUUGGCGAGGGAUACGGUAUGACACGGUUACUGGUGGAUUAUGGAUUAAGUAAAUAAAUGACAUAGGAUUAGGAAGGGUGGGAAAAUGGCAGCCUGCUUCACUACGGGAGGGAUGAGCAUGAGGUUAUGCAUGUCGACAUAUACGGUUCAAGGGGACCGUAAUGGCUCUUAUGACGGACUCUGACUUGGGGUAAUUGAGCGCUAAUUAGUACAAUCCCGGAAUAUAAUAUAAAGAGUUCCUUUUACCGCCUCGUCAUGCUUCCAUAGCCGUUCUCCUAAACUCCACUGCCCGAUGGCCCCUCUCAUCUGCAUUCCCUUCGACAAGGUGCAUUUCCUUCCAGCACCUAGGGCAAAAAAGCGGCAAGUCGUAACAGUCAAGGCAUUUUAAUUUCGCGUCAUCACUGCAAAUGCAACACCAGGUUGGCUCUGACUCGUCCGGGUCAGUAAAGAUGUUCCUUCGGUUUCCCAGUGCCGUUAGGGAAUAUGUUGUUGGAUUUGAUAUAGGCACACAGGGAAGAUCAAGAGGGUCGCUUAGUUCUCGUCCAUUUUUCUCUUCAUUAUCGGUUCUUGCUCGGCUUUCGGCCAGUGGGUCCGCCCCUGGGCUUUCCUUCGGAUGAUCAUCCGGAGCAAAAUCCGGAGUUCGUAGCUCAUCAAGAACAUUUUGAAUGUAGUCUUCGGCCUCCUUCUCUUCAGAAAUGUGGUUGGAGCACCGGCUAGGACUCUCCAGUCGUUUGGCUAUCGCUUCAUCGCCACCCCUCAAGAGCUGGUAGUGUCGGUCAGAUAUUGCAGAUUUGAAGGGGGAUCAUGAUAGUAAGUACAAAUUUUUUAGCCUCAUCAACCAGGCUUUUGAUUUCAUUUUCAGCUUGAAGUUCAUGUUCUAGUUUCCAUGUCUCC